This is a messenger RNA of Halteromyces radiatus, 880 nucleotides long. Its product is annotated as kinase-like domain-containing protein. Gene Ontology annotation, biological process: protein phosphorylation. Gene Ontology annotation, cellular component: cytosol; EKC/KEOPS complex; nucleus. Lineage: Eukaryota; Fungi; Mucoromycota; Mucoromycetes; Mucorales; Cunninghamellaceae. The transcript is spliced from 6 exons. Gene Ontology annotation, molecular function: ATP binding; protein serine/threonine kinase activity. The record is from RefSeq and is a predicted model, not a curated record. The coding region runs from base 40 to 705 and encodes 221 amino acids.
AUUUUUUUUUCUUUAUCAUACCCUUAUUAUACAAUCGACAUGACAACAGAACCUAUUUGCAUUAAACAAGGUGCUGAAGCACGCGUAUAUGAACUAUCAACGUUUUUAACAAUAAAGGAAGGAUGUAUUGCCAAAGAACGAUUCAAGAAAACAUAUCGACAUCCUGAUCUAGAUCGACAAUUGACAGCACGACGAGUAACGCAAGAAGCCAGAUGUUUGUACCGGUGCAACAAAGCAGGCAUGGAUACACCUGCUGUUUAUUUAGUGGAUAUACAAAAGGCAACCAUUUACAUGGAAAAAAUUGUAGGCACAACCUUUAAACGAUUACUAUUGGACAAUCAACACAAUCAGUAUUCUGAUUUAGAUCUCGCACCUAUUGCAGACAAAAUAGGAAAGGCAUUGGCGAAAAUGCAUAGUAUUGAUAUCAUUCAUGGCGAUCUCACCACAUCCAAUAUGAUGCUUCGAGAAAAUGGAUCUGUAGUAACGAUUGAUUUUGGUCUAAGUUAUGGUUCUAGUAUGCCUGAAGAUAAAGCAGUUGAUUUAUAUGUUUUGGAACGUGCCUUUUCAAGUACUCAUCCUUCCACAGAGCAAUUGUUUGCAAACAUCUUGGCAAGUUAUAUCAAGCAUUACAAGCAAUCUAAACCCAUUAUGUCUAAAUUAGAAGAAGUGAGAUUACGUGGUCGCAAGCGUACAAUGAUUGGAUAAAGAAACAUUCAAUUGCUUGAUUUAUCCUUAGUAUAGAUUGUUGUUAGUUUAGAUACAAAUAUGGCAUUCUUUUUUUUUGAUAAAGCUUCAUUUUGAUAUAUACUUUUUGAACGUAUACAUCCAAUAAAAAGAUAUAAAUGAUAUGCUUACAAAUUGAAGCGGACAUCCAAAAAAA